Phlebotomus papatasi is the source of this 2140-nucleotide messenger RNA. RefSeq lists its product as uncharacterized. Bases 212 to 1855 code for a protein of 547 amino acids. Lineage: Eukaryota; Metazoa; Arthropoda; Insecta; Diptera; Psychodidae. The transcript is spliced from 5 exons. The record is from RefSeq and is a predicted model, not a curated record.
CAGUUGUCGUUUAUUAGCUACAAGAAACAGACGUCCACCGAAAGUGCUCCUCGAACUUUUGUUCUCCCUUUCUUUAAAACGGUUCUCACAAAAGAAAAACGAAAAGUUCAGGUGGACCUUGUGGAAUGUGGUAGUUUUUCUUUUCUUUUUGGAAGAAAUAGACAGGAUUUUGGGUGAAUUCUAGUGUGACAAAAAUAUUGCUAUAAGAAAAAUGCUUCUGCACCAUUUACGAGCAUUUUUCCUUCUACCCAUAACAUUUGUCGUGGCGUGGAAACCCAUCGUUGGUCCACCAGCUGCUUUCACACUUAAACAGACACUUCCCGCCGUGGCCAGUACUGUGGUUGGAAAUCAAUUUCUCGAUACUCAGAGCCAAGCAGCUUCUCAUCCCUACAUCGAUACUGAGGAACGUAUCCUCAAUGGAAAAUUCUCUUACGCUGCAAAUUCUAUCUUUAGCACUGGACUAACAGAGCCCCUGGAGGACUCAUGCAGUGUGGACAAAUAUGCAUUAGAGUAUGAGGGUACGCUGCAAUAUGACAAAACUCUGCCAAAAUUGGAUCAAUUUACUCUUUGUGCAUGGAUGAGAUUUACGAAUCAUAGUGGGGAUCAUACUAUAUUUACGUAUUCAGUCGAUGGAGAAGAUAGAGAAAUUCAACUGUGGGUGGCCAACGCCAAAGGCUCCAGCUAUAUAUCUCUAGCUGUUCAUGGUCAAUCUCUCUAUCGACUGAAUUACCCACUGAGAUUCCGACAGUGGCACCAUGCAUGCACAUCCUGGAAUGGAAAGACCGGCGAAUGGCAGCUGUGGAUAAAGGCUGAACGAGUUGGUCGUGGCUUCCACAAUCGCUUGGUCAACCAUCAGACAAAGGGCAAUGGAAUUAUCUUUUCGGGUGGUCCUUCAAUCACUGGUCCAGUAUCUGAGGGUCUUCAUGCGGAAGUGACAAUGAUUCAAUUGUACAAAGUAGCUCUAAGUGCUGGAAAAGCACACCGAGACCAUAAACACCACCAUGUACAUCACUUUGAUCACAAUGGACCAGUUAGUAGUACAGCACCACCCCCAACGAACCCGCCUCAACCUAUGCAACCUGUAAAUCCAUUGCUGGCCAAUGGACAAAUAGCCACACGGGUUAGGCUCAAUCUAGCAGGAGUUCAGAAUCAGGAUGGCGCCGCAAAUCAACAAGCCAUUCCCGUUCAGGGAUUGCCAUCGCAAAUUCUGGGUGGUCUUGUAUCACCACAGCAGCAAGAUGCCACCAUUACGACGCAAUUCGUCAAUGGGCAAUUCCAUACCGGUGGUCGUCUCCUUUCGGAACAAUUAGUGUCAGGAAAUCUUGUUGCUGGAGUUUCACCGAGACCACCCAAUACCCUCACAUUCCCCGGACCAGUGGCAUCUUCUGCUGGCCCCAAUCUGGGUGCCAGUUCAUUUGCUGAACUCGGCAAUCCUGCCAAUGUGCAAUUCAUCGAUGAUUCCACCAACCCACGUUUCCUCUUCAAGCGAGAGGACAAAGCCACAGCAGACGAUGGGGAGGACACCGAGGACGAUAAGAAAAUCAAAAAGCGCGGAUUGAUUAUGCUACAAAGUGGUGCCAUUAUCGAUGACACCCUCCUGGGACGCGAUCCCGAACUCCUCGAGGGACUUACGCAAUUUGGAGAACAAUCUUUCAGAGAUUCAGGCAUUGAGGAUGAAAUCAAGGAACACGACAGAGAACCAGCUGAGGGGGAGGUGCGUGCUGUGAUGAAUCUAUGCACAGCAUGCGAUCAUGAACCCUUCCUGGGUGCCAUUGUUCUGGCAUGGAAAGAUCUCCAUGUGAGCAUGAAUCAUGCCCUCAAAGCCAAAACAUCGGGCAUUUGUGGGCAAUUUUAGUCUUUAAAACCAUCAACUCCAUAAAAAUCACUCAUUAAUCUCAUAUCCGUUCUUUCGGAGAGAUUUUUCUUUUUAUGUUUUCUCAUUACUCUACACAUCGAAUUUUUUUUUAACUUGUCAAUCUCAGCCAUUUUUUAUAUCGUGUUAUUUGCCAAUAAAUUAUUUAAGAGAUAUCCAUUAAAAAAAAUCUCAUCAUCUGAACCCUCAAAGGAGUAUUGACAAGGGAAAUUUGUGAUGAGAUAGAAAGAUUUGUAUAGAAAUAAAGAAGAAGAAAAAAAAAGAAAA